AUGCGCAUGGAUAUAACCUACGCAUCCUCCAGCCACAGCAACCUCUCCGACAUGCCAACCUCCAAUAGGCCCGUGAAGAUCAUUCCCUUGCAACAUCCCUCGACGGCGUCGUCUUCGUCGUCAUCGUCCACGGCCGCCGUUUUUUCGAGAUGGAAGGCGAAAGUCAACCGAAUGACGGCGACGGAGUGGAUUGAGAUGUUCUUGCCUUGUUACCGUUGGAUUAGGACGUAUAAAUGGAGAGAGUACUUCCAAGUCGAUCUCAUGGCUGGCGUCACCGUCGGUGUCAUGCUCGUCCCUCAGUCGAUGUCUUAUGCAAAGCUAGCUGGGCUUCAACCAAUAUAUGGCCUUUAUUCUGGUUUCGUGCCCAUAUUUGUGUAUGCCAUAUUUGGGUCAUCUCGUCAACUUGCAAUUGGUCCAGUGGCAUUGGUUUCUCUCCUUGUCUCUAACGUGUUAGGCAGCAUAGUUGAUUCGUCCGAGGAGUUAUACACAGAACUUGCAAUAUUGUUGGCGCUUAUGGUUGGGAUUCUGGAAUGCAUAAUGGGUCUUUUGAGGCUUGGAUGGAUUAUUCGCUUCAUCAGCCACUCUGUGAUUUCUGGCUUUACAACUGCUUCAGCUAUUGUCAUUGCCUUGUCUCAAGCAAAAUAUUUCUUGGGAUAUGAUAUAGAAAGAAGUAGCAAAAUUAUUCCUUUGGUCGAGAGUAUAAUAUCUGGAGCAGACAAGUUUCAAUGGCCCCCUUUUGUGAUGGGCUUUAUCAUUUUAGGGAUUCUUCUGGUCAUGAAGCACUUGGGACAAACAAGGAAGCACUUGCGUUUUCUGCGAGCAGCUGGUCCCCUCACAGCUGUUGUUCUGGGUACAGCCUUUGUGAAAAUAUUUCAUCCAUCUUCCAUUUCUUUGGUAGGAGAUAUACCACAGGGCCUGCCAAAAUUCUCCAUUCCUAAGAGUUUUGGAUAUGUAACGUCUUUGAUUCCAACUGCAUUCCUCAUUACUGGGGUGGCUAUAUUGGAAUCUGUGGGGAUUGCCAAAGCACUGGCAGCAAAGAAUAAAUAUGAGUUGGAUUCGAAUCAAGAGUUGUUUGGUCUUGGCGUGGCCAAUAUCCUUGGUGCAUUCUUUUCAGCAUACCCUACAACAGGCUCCUUCUCUAGAUCAGCGGUAAAUCAUGAGAGUGGAGCGAGAACUGGCUUAUCAGGGAUUGUGAUGGGACUUAUAAUGGCCUGUGCUCUUUUAUUUAUGACUCCUUUAUUCGAGUAUAUACCCCAGUGUGCACUAGCUGCCAUUGUGAUCUCUGCUGUAAUUGGGCUGGUGGAUUAUGAUGAGGCCAUCUUUUUAUGGCGUGUUGACAAGAAAGAUUUCCUUCUUUGGACCAUUACUAGCCUCACAACUCUGUUCCUUGGUAUAGAGAUUGGGGUCCUUGUUGGGGUGAACAGGGACCUUGGCGAUAACUCUUCUCAUUUCCUUCAGCUCCUUGACUUCCCUUCUUAUGUUUUCUAG
This is a messenger RNA of Ilex paraguariensis (yerba mate), 1488 nucleotides long. NCBI's taxonomy places the organism in Eukaryota, Viridiplantae, Streptophyta, Magnoliopsida, Aquifoliales, Aquifoliaceae. The record is from the annotation of a GenBank genome assembly.